Molecule: messenger RNA, 953 nt
Organism: Coccinella septempunctata (seven-spotted ladybird)
Lineage: Eukaryota; Metazoa; Arthropoda; Insecta; Coleoptera; Coccinellidae
Gene: or
Product: AP-3 complex subunit sigma-2
Exons: 4
Coding region: 217-792 (191 amino acids)
Biological process (GO): intracellular protein transport; Golgi to vacuole transport
Cellular component (GO): membrane coat; AP-3 adaptor complex; intracellular membrane-bounded organelle
Source: RefSeq, a predicted model, not a curated record
AUUUCAUAUUUGUUUUGAGGAUAAAAUUGUCUGAUUGUCAUUCAAACAGAUUACAUUACUGAGUAAUUUUCAAAUAAUAAUAUUAUCAAUUUUUUUUCAGAUCUUGAAUUUCGUUUAUUAGUUUUCUAAGCUGCAGGUCAUGAAAUAGGCUUUCUAGUUAGGUUUACACUAGUUUGUAUAGAAUUUCACUGAAAAAAUAAAUUCAAAUUCAUAAACAUGAUCAAAGCAAUUUUGGUAUUCAACAAUCAUGGAAAACCACGAUUAUCGAAGUUUUAUCAAUAUUUCCCUGAAGAUAUGCAGCAGCAAAUAAUAAAAGAAACUUUCCAAUUAGUGUCAAAAAGAGAUGAUAAUGUUUGUAAUUUUUUAGAAGGAGGAAGCCUUAUUGGAGGAAGUGAUUACAAAUUGAUUUAUCGACACUAUGCUACCUUAUAUUUUGUAUUCUGUGUGGACUCCUCUGAAAGUGAACUAGGUAUUCUGGAUUUAAUACAAGUUUUUGUAGAAACUCUUGAUAAAUGCUUUGAAAAUGUGUGUGAGCUGGAUCUUAUCUUUCAUGUUGAUAAAGUACAUUACAUACUCAAUGAACUUGUUAUGGGGGGUAUGGUACUUGAGACUAAUAUGACUGAAAUACUCACUAGAAUAGAGGAUCAGAAUAAACUGGAAAAACAGGAAGCUGGUAUUAUUGCUGCACCAGCAAGAGCUGUGUCUGCUGUGAAAAAUAUGAACAUUCCUCAGCAAAUCAAAGAUAUCAAAUUACCUGAUCUUCCCCAAGCAAUAAAAGAUCUCAAAUUCUGACCUCCACUUCAGAAUUUGAAGAAAAUAGACUAUAGUGCAAUUUGUCAUCCUGGUGAUGAUUCUCUUUUGAGUGCAUCAUCCACAUCGAGAUAUACUUAAUUCAUUGAAAAUAUGUCAUAAGAAUGUUUUAUAGAAACUUGAAUUAAACAUAUAUAGUAAUA